Apaloderma vittatum (bar-tailed trogon) is the source of this 884-nucleotide messenger RNA. It is a transcript of the gene HABP4, whose product is annotated as hyaluronan binding protein 4. Gene Ontology annotation, cellular component: nucleus; cytoplasm. The record is from RefSeq and is a predicted model, not a curated record. The annotation marks the transcript as partial. Gene Ontology annotation, biological process: positive regulation of translational initiation; positive regulation of RNA splicing. Lineage: Eukaryota; Metazoa; Chordata; Aves; Trogoniformes; Trogonidae. The transcript has 6 exons. Gene Ontology annotation, molecular function: RNA binding.
GCCAGAAGCGAGCAUCCAAGCGAGGAGAGCAGCAAGAGUUCAAUAACAGAGGAGCAGAGGUGAAACAAGACAAAACUGGAUGGAGACUAUCUUUCAGGGAAUACCGUUCCUAUGAAACAGAAAGAGAAACAGAAUUCACAGUGGAAAGGAAUGAAAAUCUGACUAGAAAGCUUGACCGUGAAAGGCUGUUAAGAGGUCGUGGCAGAGGAAAAGUUGGAAUACGGGGUAGAGGAAGAGGUGCUGCAAUAAAUAGAAGUUUGGAUGGCUUUGACCAAAGGGGAAAACGUGCAUUUGAAAGACAAAGUGAGAAUGAUAAAACUGGAGUAGAACAGACUGCUGCUAUGGAAGAGGCUGCAGAAACAGCUGAGCGGCUGGGGGCAUCUGAAGGAAAGCCUGUGAACAAAGAUACUGAAGGAGAGCCAAUGGAAGAAGUAGUUCAAGAAAUGACGUUAGAUGAGUGGAAAAGUCUUCAACAACAGAAUCGACCAAAGCCUGAAUUCAACAUCCGGAAGCCAGAAUCCACUGUUCCUUCCAAAGCAGUGGUGAUUCACAAGUCAAAAUAUAGAGAUGAUUUGCAGAAAGAAGACUCUGAAGAUGAUUCUCAUGUCUUUCGAAGACCAGUGAACGACAUAACUUCACAGCUGGAUAUUAAUUUUGGGAGUCUUUCUCGCCCUCGUCGUGGAUCAAGAGGAGGACGAGGUGGUCGUGGUUGUGGCAGACAAGUUGAUGAGACAGGACCUCGACCAGUAGUGGUGCAGCUUGUUGCUCCAAAUCCUGAUGAUCCUGAAGAUUUUCCAGCUUUAGCUUGAAGAACUGUCAUGAAUGGUGGUGUCUCAAAGUAGCUUUGGUGUAGCUGUGAAGAGAUCAGUUUUAGGCUGAUGUGG